AUGACCAAUUUUAGAGAAUCAUAUAAAAAAUUGAAGCGACUGUGUUUCAGCUUCGAUUUUGGUCUAAAUGCAAGAAAUUUCAUUCACAAGGUAGUAUCUCAUGUUUAUCCAUAUGCAAAAAUAGUAUUACCUAAUUUUAGAGCAGUUCAUUAUUUUUAUAUUAUAACAUUAGUAUUUCUUGGGUCAAUUUUAAUGUAUCCUGUUAAAUCAAUAGCUUAUAUUGAUGUUUUAUUUUUUUCAAGUGGUGCAAGUACUCAAGCUGGUUUAAAUACUGUAGAUGUUAAUAAUAUAUCAUUAUAUCAACAAAUUUUAUUAUAUCUAAUAACAACUUUAUCAACACCAAUUUUUAUUCAUGGUUCAUUAUUAUUUGUUAGAUUAUAUUAUUUUGAAAGACAUUUUGAUGGAAUUAGAGAAAAAUCAAAAUUAGAUUUUAAAAUGAGAAGAUCAGCAACAAUUUCAAGACAAAAAUCUAAUCCUUCACAUGAUGCAACUCGUGUAAAUACCGCAACAAAUAAAGGAUUGGGAUUUUAUGAUAAAGAAGAAGAAAUAGAAAGUCCACAAUCAUCAACACUGACACAGCAAAAUGCUGGACAUGGCGCUGUGCAACAUUAUUCUGAACCAUCAGACGAGGAAGAAGAUGAAGAAGAUGUAGAUGAUCAAAGACAAAAUCAGCACAACAAUGUAUCAAAUACCAAACAACAAGACCAUGCUAUAAAAUUUGGAGCUCUACCGCAUCCUAGAAGAAAAAAAUCAAUUGACCCGGAAGAUAUGCUUAGAUCAAUCAAUAUGAUGAAACAAAAACAAAAAAGUCAAGAGAACGAUAACAAUCAACAGCAUUCAAAUAAAUCCCAUAGAGCUGAAGAUGAAUCUAAUCCUACUGGUAAUUCAAUUCAAUUUGUGAAUAUAAGCUCACCUUCAAGAACAAGAAGAUCUUCACAUAAUAUUAAUCACCAGUUACAAUCACCAGAUAUGGAUGAUCAACAAGAUGAUAAUGAUGAUGACGAUGUUUUAGUUAUUAAACCUCCAAAUGAAACAGAAAAUUCAACAAGUCAUGAUCAAAUUUUCACAAAAAAGAAAAACCCAUCUCAACAAAUUCAAUUUGCAGCAGAAUCUAAAAGAUUACCACAUUGGUUUCAUAGUCCUAAUGGGAAUGGUGUAAAAAAACAUUAUAGACCUUGGACGAGUAAAUUAAAAAAAUCAUUUUCAAAUAGAAGAUUUUCAAGUUAUUCAAGUGAGGGAGAUGAUGAUACUGAUGGAUCUAUAGAUUCUGAACAUGCAAAUACUGAAGAUGAAGAUGAUGGGGACGAUGAUGACGAUUAUGAUGAAAGAGGAGAUACAGAUUAUGAGGAUUUGGAUAAUGUAUUAACUGAUGCUGAUAACGAAGAAGAUGAUGAUGAUGAAGAGGAAGAUGAUGACGAAGAAGUUGAUCCAAUAUCUCGAAGCAAGAAAUUAUCUCAAACUAAUCAAAAUUCACCUAAUCCAAAUGAUCAAAACGAGUCGAAACCUCAUGGUAAUAAAAUCAAUUUUGGAGAUGAUCCAAUUCGAAAUAAAAACAGAACCAAAAUCCCAAAUAGAAGAAGAAGAAGAAAAAGGAAAUUUGGUAUAAGAAAAAUUAAAACACCUGUAUUAUCAAGAGCAACAACAUCAUCUAAUAGAGAAGGUUCAAUAAGAAGUGUACAUAGUAAUGAACCAGAUAAUAAUUCAAUGGGAGGAUUAUCAAGAACAAUGAGUGGGAAUUAUUUAUCAUGGACACCAACUGUUGGUAGAAAUUCAAAUUUUAUCAAAUUAACUGAAGAACAAAAAGACGAAUUAGGUGGAAUUGAAUAUAGAGCAGUCAAAUUAUUAAUUAAAAUUGUUGUUUUAUAUUAUUUAGGAUUCUUAUUACUUCCCUCCAUAAUGUUUACUAUAUGGGUUUAUUGUAUGCCAAAUUAUAAAAAUAUGUUAAAUGAUGAAUCAAUUGUACCAGGUUGGUGGGCAUUUUUUACAGCUCAAUCAUCAUUUAAUGAUUUAGGUUUAACUUUAACUCCAGAUUCAAUGAUAUCUUUUAAUCAAAAUGCAUUUAUUCAAAUUGUUAGUUCAUUUUUAAUUGUUAUUGGAAAUACGGGUUUCCCUGUAUUUUUAAGAUUUAUUAUAUGGGUAAUGUUUAUAACUGCAAAACCAUUAUCUUUAUAUAAAGAAUCUUUAGGAUUUUUAUUAGAUCAUCCUAGACGUUGUUUUACUUUACUUUUCCCCCUGGUUCCAACAUGGUGGUUAUUUUUAAUAUUAGUUGUAUUAAAUGGUUUUGAUUUAAUUAUAUUUUGUAUAUUAGAUCUAAAAAAUGCAACAUUUGAUGGAAUUCCAACAGGAUAUAGAGUAUUAAAUGGAUUAUAUCAAGCUUUUUGUACAAGAACAGUUGGAUUUUCAGUAAUGGAUCUUUCUGAAUUACAUGCAGCUACUCAAGUAAGUUAUUUAGUAAUGAUGUAUAUAUCAGUUUUACCAGUUGCAAUGACAGUUAGAAGAACUAAUGUUUAUGAAGAACAAAGUUUAGGAGUUUAUGCAAAUGAAAAAGAAAAUGAAGCUGAUGAAAAUGCUCCUUCAAAUUAUGUUGGAGCUCAUUUAAGAAAUCAAUUAUCUUAUGAUUUAUGGUAUAUUGUAUUAGGAUUAUUUAUUAUAUGUAUUGCAGAAGGUAAAAAACUACAAAAACAAGAAUUUAGAUUUUCAGUAUUUGCAAUAUUAUUUGAAAUUAUAAGUGCUUAUGGUACUGUUGGUAUGUCAUUGGGAUAUCCAGAUGUAAAUACUUCAUUAAGUGGAAAAUUUAAUGUUGUUUCAAAAUUAGUUAUAAUAGCAAUGAUGAUUAGAGGUAGACAUAGAGGUUUACCAUAUGCAAUAGAUAGAGCAAUAAUGUUACCUGAUGCAGAUAUGAGACGUCAUGAUAGAGUUCAAGAACAACAUGCAUUACAAAGACAUAAUACUAUAGAAAGAACAGGAACUACUUUAGGUAGAGUUGCAACUUUUGCAAAUGGAGGACCAAUGGAUGGUGGUGAAAAUUUAAUAGGUAGGGUAUUAACUAAUUUGGGGAAUUUAAGAGAUAGACGUAAAAGUCGAACUAGUUCAAAUGAUGAAGGUCAUAAUUAUUUUAGAAGUAAUCAUAAUAAUAAUAAUAGAGAAAAUGAAAGUGGUCCAAAUACUGAAGAAGGAAGUGAUCAAUCAACUCAUUCAAAUAUGCCUCGUUAUUUAGUAACUACAGUUAGUCAUGUGUAA
Messenger RNA from Lodderomyces pseudojiufengensis, 3240 nucleotides. It is a transcript of the gene TRK1, whose product is annotated as Trk1p. Gene Ontology annotation, molecular function: high-affinity potassium ion transmembrane transporter activity. The record is from RefSeq and is a predicted model, not a curated record. Gene Ontology annotation, biological process: intracellular potassium ion homeostasis; potassium ion import across plasma membrane. Lineage: Eukaryota; Fungi; Ascomycota; Pichiomycetes; Serinales; Debaryomycetaceae. The transcript has a single exon. The coding region runs from base 1 to 3240 and encodes 1079 amino acids. Gene Ontology annotation, cellular component: plasma membrane.